Molecule: messenger RNA, 2244 nt
Organism: Chenopodium quinoa (quinoa)
Lineage: Eukaryota; Viridiplantae; Streptophyta; Magnoliopsida; Caryophyllales; Amaranthaceae
Product: omega-3 fatty acid desaturase, chloroplastic-like
Exons: 8
Coding region: 472-1791 (439 amino acids)
Biological process (GO): lipid metabolic process
Molecular function (GO): oxidoreductase activity, acting on paired donors, with oxidation of a pair of donors resulting in the reduction of molecular oxygen to two molecules of water
Source: RefSeq, a predicted model, not a curated record
AGUAAAAACUUUUUUUUUACGAGUACUUGCAGGAACUCAACUGGAAAUAUCCCAAAAACCUAGAAAAACAGAGAGCCCAAUUUAUUUAUUUUUUUCUUCCCCUUUUCUUGAAAUCAGUGUAUUCAUACUAGUAAAAAACUAUGCUAUAAAUAACACCAUUAUUCUCCAUUAAAAUAGCAAAAAUACAAGAAACAAGAGGGGCAACAAGUAGAACAAGGUCCUUAAAUUUUGCUGUACUUUACCAUAUUUUUGUUAUCUAAAUUCUCAACUUGUAGAUUUUGUGGUACACUAAAAAACCCAAUAUUGUGGCAGAAAUUAAACCUUAUAUUAUCUCUUCAAACCCCUUAAAUAAAAAUUAAAAUCUCAUUCAAUUUUCUCUCUCCUCAAAAACCCUUAAAAAAUCCCUCCUAUUUUUGUUGGGAGGGUAUUCUGAAAGUACCCUAAAAAAAAGCUUCACUCUUUUCCAUAAAAAUGGCGAGUUGGGUACUCUCAGAAUGUGGUUUAAGGCCUCUUCCUAAAACCUACCCUAAACCCAGAACAGGGUUUUCAUCAAGUUUCAAUAACAAUCCCUUAAAAAUCAAAACUUCCCCUGUUUUUUCAGAUCUGAAAUCAAUUUCUUGUUGCUCGAAUUCUAGAGAGAGAAAGUGGGAGGUUAAUGUUAGUGCCCCAUUAAGGGUAUCUAACCCACCUCCAAUUGAAGAAGAUAAUAAUGAAAAUAAUAAUAAAGUUAUUGAUGAAUUUAAUCCUGGUGCACCACCUCCAUUCAAAUUGGCUGAUAUUAAGAAUGCAAUUCCUAAACAUUGUUGGGUUAAAAACCCUUGGAAAUCAAUGAGUUUUGUUUUUAGGGAUAUUGCUAUUGUUUUUGGAUUAGCUGCUACUGCUGCUUAUUUCAACAAAUGGAUUGUUUGGCCUCUUUAUUGGAUUGCUCAGGGUACCAUGUUCUGGGCUCUCUUUGUUCUUGGUCAUGACUGUGGUCAUGGAAGCUUUUCUAAUAAUCCAAAGCUUAAUAGUGUUGUGGGCCACUUGCUUCACUCUUCAAUCCUAGUUCCUUAUCAUGGAUGGAGAAUUAGUCAUAGGACUCAUCAUCAAAACCAUGGGCAUGUUGAGAAUGAUGAAUCAUGGCAUCCAAUGUCUGAAAAACUAAACAAUGGUAUGGACUAUUUGUCAAAGAAGUUAAGGUUCACCUUUCCAUUUCCCUUGCUUGCAUACCCUAUAUACCUGUGGGUACGGAGUCCUGGAAAAUCAGGUUCUCAUUAUCAUCCGGAUAGUGAUUUGUUCACUCCAAACGAGAAGAAUGAUGUGUUAACCUCUACAGCUUGUUGGUCAGCAAUGGUUGCAUUGCUUGUGGGUUUAUCUUUUGCCGUGGGUCCUAUGCAGGUGCUCAAGCUCUAUGGUGUUCCCUAUGCGAUUUUUGUUAUGUGGUUGGACUUGGUGACUUACUUGCAUCACCAUGGGCAUGAGGAUAAACUACCUUGGUACCGCGGACAGGAAUGGAGUUACCUUAGAGGAGGUCUAACAACAAUUGACCGUGAUUAUGGAUGGAUCAACAAUAUCCACCAUGACAUCGGAACUCAUGUCAUUCAUCAUCUUUUCCCACAGAUUCCACACUAUCAUCUAAUUGAAGCAACAGAGGCAGCGAAGCCAGUUCUUGGAAAGUACUAUCGCGAACCAAAGAAAUCUGGACCUCUUCCAUUUUACUUGCUCAGUGUUCUCAUGAAAAGCUUUAAGAAAGAUCAUUAUGUUAGUGACACUGGAGAUAUUGUCUACUAUGAAACAGACCCAACUCUGUAGUCUGACAGAUUCAAGUGACUGCAACGACAAUGAACCCGGUGAAUGUAUUGGAGGUGCAAGCAGGAGGGAUCCAAUUAGAUUUGUCAUAAAUCGCGACUUGUGUAGUAGCAGCCCCGAACUGUAUCCUAGUUUGUCCUCCCUAAGAACGGUGAGGAGGGCAUUGGACAGAUGCCUCAGAAUUGAUUACCAUCAUUGUACCGAUCACGGUGCAAAAUUUGGAUAGAGGGGGAGGGGGUGGGAGAUAGGGAUUAGGCAAUUUAUAUUAAUAAUAUAUGAGUAUAAUUGUGUUUACUGUUUUUCUUCCGUUUUAAUCAGUCUGUAUCAUACAUUAUUUGCAACUUUUUGUAUAGAAUUAAGGGACUCCAAAUUUAUAAGUAGUAGUAGUAAUAUGCAAGUUUUGCAUAUUACUUUGCUACCCUAAUAAACUUGAAAGGCGCUCAUAUUUUUCCCCUA